Messenger RNA from Ornithorhynchus anatinus (platypus), 2035 nucleotides. RefSeq names its product potassium two pore domain channel subfamily K member 4 (gene KCNK4). Gene Ontology annotation, biological process: potassium ion transmembrane transport; stabilization of membrane potential. The record is from RefSeq and is a predicted model, not a curated record. The transcript is spliced from 7 exons. Gene Ontology annotation, molecular function: potassium ion leak channel activity. The coding region runs from base 532 to 1716 and encodes 394 amino acids. NCBI's taxonomy places the organism in Eukaryota, Metazoa, Chordata, Mammalia, Monotremata, Ornithorhynchidae. Gene Ontology annotation, cellular component: membrane.
CGGCGCAGGGCUCCAUCAUCCUCCGGCUCCCUCCAUCUGCAUCCCUCCCUUUCCGCCCUGCUUCCAUCCCUGGAUCUCCGCAGCAUCCGUCCCUCCCGCCGCCUCCGGGGCCUUUCCCCGAGCCUCCUCCCUCUCCUCCCGCGCCCUCCCUUCCACCUGUCACCCUGUCAUCCCCAUCCCUCCCACCGCCCCCCCUUUCCCCGCUCCCCGGAUCUGCCCCAUCGCUCCCACCUCUCCAGCGUCUCCCCCAACCCUCCUCCUCCCUCCUCUCCAUCUCUUUCUCCUCGCUCGCUCGCUCUCCUCCUCCUCCUCCUCCUCCUCCUCCUCCCCGGCUCGGUCUCUCCAACUCCGCCCGGCACGCUUGUCUGCCCGGCGUGGUGCUCCCAGAGAUGGAGAGGAUGAGGGGGGCGGAGGAGGGCCCGUGGGUCCGUCCGCGGUGACCCGGGCCUCACGGAGACGGAUCCCGGCCCCGGCGGGCGGCUCCUCGGACCCGCCCCCGCCCCCCGCGCCCGGGCGUCCUCGAGUUCUGCCAUGCGGUGCGCCACCCUCCUGGCGCUGCUGACGCUGGUGCUGCUGUACCUGGUGUCGGGCGCCCUGGUGUUCCGAGCCCUGGAGCUGCCCAAGGAGCAGGCUGCCCAGAACCAACUGGACAGAGCCUACCGCCUCUUCCUGCUGGAUCACCCGUGCGUGAACGAGAGCCAGCUGAGGAAGUUCCUGGAGGAGGUGGCCGACGCCCUGGGAGGGGGCGCCGACCCCAAGGGGAACGUCACCAACGCCACCUCCUCGGCCUGGGACAUCGGCAGCGCCUUCUUCUUCGCCGGCACCGUCAUCAGCACCAUCGGCUACGGGAACACGGCCCCGCGCACGGAGGGCGGCCAGCUGUUCUGCAUCUUCUACGCCCUGGUGGGGAUCCCUCUGUUCGGGAUGCUGCUGGCUGGCGUCGGGGACCGCCUCGGCUCCGCCCUGCGUCACGGCAUCGGCAAGCUGGAAGCCAUCUUCCUGAAGUGGCGGGUGCGGCCGGCCCUGGUCCGGGUGCUGUCGGCCCUGCUCUUCCUGGCGAUCGGCUGCCUCCUCUUCGUGCUGGUCCCCACGAUCGUCUUCUGCCACAUGGAGGGCUGGACCACGCUUGAGGCCGUCUACUUUGUCGUCGUGACGCUCACCACCGUGGGCUUCGGGGACUACGUGGCCGGUGCCAGCGUGGGAGAGGAUCACCCGUUCUCUCAAUUCUACCAACCGCUGGUGUGGUUCUGGAUCCUGCUGGGCUUGGCCUACUUUGCCUCCAUCCUGACCAUGAUCGGGAACUGGCUCCGGGUCGUCUCCCGCCGCACGAGGGCAGAGAUGGGAGGCCUCACGGCCCAGGCCGCCAGCUGGACGGGCACGGUCACGUCCCGGAUGCCCCAGCCCGGAGGGAUGCUCUUGGUGCCGGGGAGGCUGUCCCCCAAGCUCGCCCCCGGGCCCCCGGACCCGCCGGGCCUCCCCGGACCCCGGGAGAAGAAGUCCCGGGAGGGAGACCCGCCCCCCCUCCCCGAGCCACCCUCGCCCCCGCCGCCCCCUGCCCUGGAUUACCCCGGAGAGAAUUUCGCCUUCAUCGACGAGUCCUCCGACGCCCAGAGCGAGAGGGGCUGCGCCCUCCCCCGGGCCACCCGCGGCCGCCGCCGCCGCCGCGACCCCCCGAAGAAGGCCGGCCGCACCCGGGACAAAGGGGAGCCGGCCUGACCGGCCGCGGCCCCCCGGGACCCCGGCCCCGGCCGCCCCAGGGGGCUCGGCCUUCCCUCUCCGCUCCUUUCCAGCUCCCUCCACCCUGCCCUCUGCCCCCGACCCCCUCCACCCCCUCUCCCCCCUUUCUGCACCCCAGGCCUCCGGGUGAGCGAAGAGCCCCUGGGGCCUGGGGACCCCCGGUCUCGCUCCUCCGCCGGCUCCCCGAACCGUCCCCCUCCCCCUUUACCCUGGCCUCCGCCCUGCAUCUGCCUCUUCUCGGACCUCACGACCGUGCCUCGAGAUCCGGAUCAAUAAAGGAGAAAAAUCUGCCCACGGA